AUGGCCUCCCGGCCCUCGCACAGCCGCGAAAACUCGGCCUCCAACGGCAACAAUGACCACCGCCCUCUGCAGCCGAGCACCCUCCGCCAGAGCCACACGCCCGCGAGCCGACGCGGCAGCAGUCAGGGCAGCGACUCCGCCGCAGCCCGACAGCCCGACACGUCGCCCGCGUCGUCGUCGGCCAGCUCGCAGCGCAAGCAGCCCGCCGCUGCCACCGAGUCGACACCCUUGAUCCCGGCCGACGGGCAGCAGCAUGAACAGCAUCAGCGCAGGGACCCCGCACAUCCGGGAAUAUGCACCCACGGCACCUUCAGUCCGCGGCCCUCGAGCCCGGCCGACGGCAUCUUUGGCGGCCGUCUCCUCGAUGACAUGACCGCGAGCGAGACGACAGCCAGCGAGCCGCCCUCGGGCGUCCUCGACAACGCCAUGUCCAACAUCCUCGGCACCGACGACUGGAAGGUCUGGAUCAAGCGGAGGAUACGCACCAAGAAGGUGACCCAGAGCACGGAGCUGGCCCAGCAGGCCGGGUUCCGCUUUACCCCCAUGAUGUACCUGGCCUACUACAUUCCGUUUUUCAACUGGAUUGGCCAAUAUCAGCUCUCCUUCCUCAAGGGAGACCUCGUCGCUGCCCUCACGAUAGCCUCGUUCUACCUCCCAAUGGCCCUCUCCCUGGCCUCCAACCUCGCCCACGUGCCCCCGAUCCACGGCCUCUACGCCUUCGUCUUCAAUCCCCUGAUCUACGCCAUUCUCGGCUCUUGCCCGCAAAUGAUCGUUGGGCCCGAAGCCGCGGGCUCCCUCCUUGUCGGUACCGUCGUGCAGCAGAGCGUCGACACGGGUGGUAGCGAUGAGGAUAACGACCUCCUCCACGCCCAGAUUUGCGGCGUCGUCGCUGGCAUGGCCGGUGCCAUUGUCCUCAUUGCUGGGCUUGCGCGCCUGGGCUUCCUCGACAGCGUCUUGAGCAGGCCGUUUCUCAGGGGCUUCAUCAGUGCCAUUGGUUUCGUCAUUGCCGUGGAUCAGUUGAUCCCCGAAUUGGGCCUCGCCGACUUGGCCAGCGAGCAGGGUGUCAGCCACGGCAGCAGCAUCGACAAGAUCGCCUUCAUCGUCGAAAAUGUCGGCGAGGUACACCACUUGACGUUUGCCGUCGCGGGCAUAAGCUUCCUCGUCAUUAUGAUUUGUAGGGAGCUGAAGAAGCGCCUGGAGCCCAAGUUCCCGUCGGUCGUCUUCGUCCCGGACCGGUUCCUCAUCGUCGUCGCAUCGGCCAUUCUGUGUGCCCAUUUCCGGUGGGACAAGAAGGGCGUCGAGGUCCUCGGCUCCGUCAAGUCUGCCACGGGCGGGCUCUUUGCCUUUCGUUGGCCCUUCCAGCUCUCUCAUAUGCGCCACAUCCGCGCCGCAAUGUCGACGUCAUUUUUGAUAGCGCUUCUCGGCUUCUUCGAGUCGUCUGUGGCGGCCAAGAGCCUGGGUGGCAGUGACACGAUCCAGGGCAUGGAACUCAGCGCCAACCGCGAGAUGAUUGCCCUUGGGGUCGCCAACCUCGUCGGGGCAAGCUUCAUGUCCUUGCCAGCGUUUGGAGGAUACGGGCGAAGCAAAGUGAACAAGACCACUGGUGGCAAGAGCCCCAUGAGCUCCGUGUUUCUGAGCUUGAUCUCGCUUCUGUCCAUCAUAUUUUUGCUCCCGCAAUUCUACUUUCUUCCAAAACCUGUACUAUGUUCGAUGAUCUCCGUCGUUGCGUGGUCGCUGAUUGAGGAGGCGCCCCACGACAUUGCCUUCUUCGUGCAUAUACGUGGCUGGAAAGAGUUGUCGCUGAUGGCAAUCAUCUUUCUGUCAACCAUCUUUUACUCGCUGACGCUGGGCAUGGCGCUCGGCGUGGGCAUCUCCCUCUUGCUUGUCAUUAAGCACAGCACCCGCCCGAGGAUUCAGAUUCUCGGCCGAAUUCCCGGGACGAACCGCUUUGAAAACGCAGAGGCCGACAAUCCCAACCUGGAGUUCAUCGAGGGCUGCCUAAUCGUCAAAAUUCCCGAGCCCUUGCACUUUGCCAACACGGGCGAACUCAAGUCCCGGCUGCGGAGGUUGGAACUCUACGGGACGUCCCAGGCGCACCCGGCCCUCCCCCGGAUACGCAGCCAAGAGUCAAACCGAAACAUCAUCUUUGACAUCCACGGCGUGACGUCGAUGGAUGGCUCCGGGACCCAGGUGCUCGAGGAGAUUGUGCGCAGCUACCGACAGCGCGGCGUACGGGUCUUCUUCUCGAGGGGACCGAGCAAGCGGAGCCACCCGGUCUGGCAGCUCAUGGAGCGCAGCGGCAUCGUGGCGCUCUGCGGCGGCGAGUCUCACUUUGUCAUGGACGUGGAGGAGGCGUUGCGGUGGACGGAAUACGAGGAAAGCAUCAGCAUGGGCAGCGGGAGCAGCGUGCGUGAGUCGCAGUCAUGA
This is a messenger RNA of Purpureocillium lilacinum, 2427 nucleotides long. RefSeq lists its product as uncharacterized. Gene Ontology annotation, cellular component: plasma membrane. NCBI's taxonomy places the organism in Eukaryota, Fungi, Ascomycota, Sordariomycetes, Hypocreales, Ophiocordycipitaceae. The record is from RefSeq and is a predicted model, not a curated record. Gene Ontology annotation, molecular function: sulfate transmembrane transporter activity. Gene Ontology annotation, biological process: transmembrane transport.